This is a messenger RNA of Oikopleura dioica, 342 nucleotides long. The record is from the annotation of a GenBank genome assembly. NCBI's taxonomy places the organism in Eukaryota, Metazoa, Chordata, Appendicularia, Copelata, Oikopleuridae.
AUGAAGAUUGGCGCUCUUCUUUUUGGCGCAGCACUGGCGCAAGGCAAAAAAUCGGAGCGGGAACUUAAUGACGACGUACGAGAUCAUUUCCGAACUGAAGAAGAAGCUAAUGAAUUUCUCAAGUGGCGACGCGAGAAGUACCAACGGGAGAGACACGAAGAACGCCGCGAUCAAAAGUAUGAAAUCAUCGAGGACCAACGCGAAUUCGAGCGCUCCAGAGGCGGAAACGAUCGCAGAUCCAGAGAGUAUCAAAAAGAACGAGAAGAGGAGCAAUACGACAGGCUGGAAGAAGAGCGCGAAUACCGACGAGAAGAAAAGCGCCGCCGAAACCGAGACUUGUGA